Molecule: messenger RNA, 1751 nt
Organism: Phascolarctos cinereus (koala)
Lineage: Eukaryota; Metazoa; Chordata; Mammalia; Diprotodontia; Phascolarctidae
Product: interleukin-36 alpha-like
Biological process (GO): cytokine-mediated signaling pathway; cellular response to lipopolysaccharide; positive regulation of gene expression
Molecular function (GO): cytokine activity; interleukin-1 receptor binding
Source: RefSeq, a predicted model, not a curated record
UAAGAGUUGGAAGGGAUCUCAGGGGCCAUUUGGCCCAGCCACUAGACCAACAAGAAUUCUCUUUACAAAAGAUUCUUGUUCUGCAGGAUUCCACGACACCAGGAAAUAUCUCUCCCUUUGGUAUCGCGUACAGCUACAGAGACACAGUGUCGUCUUCUUGGCUUGUAUGGAUAUAAGGCUGAGAAAUCCCAGAAGAACCUAUCUGGGCCUCUGAGACCUGAAGGAAACACAGCUCAAGUCCUCAGGAACAUAAGAAUUGGUGGUUAGUUCAGGUACCCUCUUCUCAGGUUCAACCUGUACCACAGGGAUCCACUUAGCCAUGGAAAUGAAUGAUGGACCUUCAGCAUUCCCUAACCCAAGCAAUAUUAAAAAAAGAAUCUGGGGAAAUUUGCUGUGGAAUUGUCAGGAGUCACAAUCCAUAGAACAUCCUCCUCUUGGGAAAAUUCAUGACAUCCAUCAACAGGUCUGGAUUCUUCUGAAUGGGACACUUAUAGCAACUCCCUAUGAAGAGAAUGUGAACCCAGUGACUCUGGAGAUAUUACCAUGUAGAGAUGAUCUUCCUAAAGACAAAGGGCAGCCUAUCUACCUGGGUAUAAAGGCAUCAGGCCUUUGUCUGUGUUGUGCAAUGAGUGGAGAACAGCCCACGCUGCAGUUGGUGGAGAAGAACAUAGCAGACCUGUACAAAACACCUGAGGCAGUGAAGCCUUUUGUCUUUUACCUGAAUCAGACUGGCAGCACCUCUACCCUCGAGUCAGCUGCCUACUCUGGCUGGUUCAUCGGCACAUCUUCAGACAAAAACCAACCUGUUACCCUGACUCAAAUUAGGAGACAGUAUAAUACUGACUUCUUUUUAGAAAUAGAAAACCCCAAAUUGGAGCCCCAUGUCUCUGCAUAGAAUUCUCUUUUUUCAAGGCAUUUCACACACAUUAGCUCAUUUUUAUAUUUAUAACAUAUCUGUGAGAUCAUCAGGAUUGGCAUUUUAAUCCCCAUUUUGCAUAUGAGGAAAUUAUGGCCCAGAGAAGUCACGAGAUUUUCCCAAGUUCACAUAACUGGUGACUGGCAGGCUUCCUUCAAUGGAUUGAGAGAUGUUGGAACGGUGAAGCUCAUGAUUCAUCUCAUGCUCAUGGUUGGUCCCUCUAGCCUUCAGAGAUGCAGCAUUUGGGGAUGUUUCUCUCUAAUCAUUCUCAGCACUUGGUAACACAUUCAUCAGUGCCAGCACAAUUCACUGAUGGUGUCUGGAGACCACGAUACAUUCUGAUUUAGUGACCUGGUCCUUCACAGCCUCUUGAAAGGGGCUUCAACUGCAUUGGCUCUCACUUCAUUGACCACUGAAAGAUCUUAACAUAGGAAAUAUUAAGGAAGAAGCUCUGUCACUAACAGUGUGACUUUCAUAAAUCACCUCCCCUUUGGGGACCCAGCUUCUGUAUUUUAAAAAAUGAGCAAGAUGGUCUUUUAGGUCAGCUGCCCCUUUAAUCUAGAACCAUAACAGGAAACCCUCCCUUAAAUCAUAUGUGUGAGUGUGUGUGUGUGUGUGUGUGUGUGUGUGUGUGUGUGUAUCUCCUCCUCCUUAGGAGGAGAUAGUGACAUCCUAAGUCAAAGUACUAAAUCUUUCCCAGACUCAGUUUUCUCACCGUCCAAAUGGAUAAAAUUGUACAUACUGUACAUGGUUCUUCGGAGGAUCAAAUUAGAAAGAUACAUGAAAAUGUCUUGAAAAUCUAAAAAUGUUACAAAAAUAUGAGGUAGUACUAUUA